Messenger RNA from Lytechinus variegatus (green sea urchin), 4554 nucleotides. Its product is annotated as beta-galactosidase-like. Gene Ontology annotation, molecular function: beta-galactosidase activity. The coding region runs from base 90 to 2072 and encodes 660 amino acids. The record is from RefSeq and is a predicted model, not a curated record. Gene Ontology annotation, cellular component: vacuole. Gene Ontology annotation, biological process: carbohydrate metabolic process. The transcript has 14 exons. Lineage: Eukaryota; Metazoa; Echinodermata; Echinoidea; Temnopleuroida; Toxopneustidae.
GUGAGCAGCUUGUUUGCGAUUGAGAAUUAAAAAAAGACGAACCCGAAAAAUUCUUUCAUUUACAGACAAAUUCUGUUUGAUUUUGGAAAAUGGGAAGAUUUAAAGCAUAUAUAUUGAAAUUAAUAGUAUGCUUGGCAGUACUGACUGUGAAACAGGCACUUCCGGAGCGUUCUUUCACCAUCGACUAUGACAAUGACACGUUUCUGAAGGAUGGUCAGCCAUUCCGCUAUGUCUCGGGGAGCUUCCAUUACAGCAGAGUUCCAGCUUUCUAUUGGCAGGAUAGAUUGGAUAAGAUGAAGAUGGCUGGAUUGAAUGCUGUUCAGACGUAUGUAAUAUGGAACUUCCAUGAGCUCAAGCCAGGAACGUUCAACUUUGAAGGUGAUCACGAUAUCGUCUCAUUCCUGAAGAAGGCCAAUGAUACAGGUCUAGCCGUCAUUCUCAGAGCAGGACCAUACAUCUGUGGUGAAUGGGACUUGGGUGGUCUACCUGCAUGGCUUUUGGACAUCCCUGGCCUCGUCCUCAGAUCAUCAAAUGAUUUAUACAUGGCUCAUGUCACGCAGUGGAUGAAUUACUUCCUGCCAAAGGUCAAGCCGUACCUCUACGCCAACGGAGGUCCUAUAAUCAUGGUUCAGGUUGAGAAUGAGUAUGGAAGUUACAAGACGUGUGACCACGCCUACCAGAGAGAACUGUACCAUUUGUUUAGGAAGAACCUUGGUCCAGACGUAGUUCUCUUUACCACAGAUGGACCUAAUGAUCACAUGCUACAGUGCGGUUCCCUGCAGGAUAUGUACGCUACCAUAGACUUUGGUUCAGGCUCCAAUCUUACAGCAGUUUUCCAAGAAAUGAGGAAAUUUGAACCAAAGGGACCAUUAGUAAAUUCAGAAUUUUAUACAGGCUGGCUGGACCACUGGGAGCAACCGCAUCAGACGGUGGAAACAUCAGCCGUCUGUACAUCACUUGAUAAGAUGCUUGCUUUAGGUGCAAAUGUGAACAUGUACAUGUUCGAAGGAGGCACUAAUUUUGGUUUCUGGAAUGGAGCUAAUUACGGAGGCAACAUGUACAACCCCCAACCAACCACCUAUGAUUACGAUGCACCACUGACGGAGGCAGGGGACCCUACCCCAAAGUACAUUGCGAUUAGAAACGUCAUUGGCAAGUACCUUCCUCUGCCACCUGGACCUGUACCCCCUCCAACAAAGAAAUAUCCCUACGGUGUGGUGGACAUGGCCUUCACAGCAACUAUCUAUGAUGUCUUAGAUCAGCUUUGCCCCUACGGACCGAUCUACGCAGACUAUCCCAUCACCAUGGAAACCAUGAAGCAGUAUCAAGGAUUCAUGCUGUAUCGUACCCAGCUAAUACAUAACUACACAACUCCUACCAACCUAACUAUAGAAGGAAUCCGAGAUCGAGGAUACAUCAUUGUUGAUCAGGUCUGGGUUGGAACAUUGAACAGAAAUAACGCAACCUCAAUGAACAUCACAGGGAUUGAAGGGAUGACCCUCGACAUCCUCGUAGAGAACCAAGGCCAUAUCAACUAUGGGUCAGGAAUGUUUGAUCCCAAGGGCAUCAUCAGUAAUGUCACAUUAGACGACACCAUCCUUGCAAAAUGGUCCAUCUAUUCCUUGGACUUGGACAAUGUCCUUCCCAAACUCCAAGCCCUCCGUCUUCAGCAGAGCCGCAAGACUGGGAACUUCAUCCAAGAGAGGGCGCCCCACUGGAAAGAUGGUGGUUACAUACCAUCAUUCUAUCUUGGGUCAUUCCCCGACCUUACAGCAGUAGAUCCACCACAGGAUACGUUCCUCAAGACUAGUGGCUGGACCAAGGGCCAAGCCUUCAUCAACGACUUCAACCUGGGUCGGUACUGGCCUCUCGCUGGACCUCAGAUCACCUUGUUUGUUCCUUCGAACCUGAUAAGACCAAGUCCAGCCAAGAAUACGGUCUUUCUUUUAGAACUUGAGAGACCACCAUGUUUAAAUCAGACGGAACCUUGUACGGUAGAGUUUAUAGACCGACCGAUCAUCAAUGCUACUGUCAGCUCUGAUCUUCAUGAUGCAUAUGGGAACAAAAUCUGAAGGGCAUGCUUUCACUAACAUCUCACAUUGAUUUUAUGAUGUUAUAUUUAAUAAUAAUCCAAUCCAUAUUUUAUUGUGUAAAAUAGAAAUCAGAAAAAGCAAUCCUUCAAAAAUUCAUUUUGCCCAAUUGAUUGUGGGCCUGAGCAGCGCCAGAUUAACCUUGCUCUAUCCCUAUAAGAAAUUGUUGAACACUAAAGGUCUUUUUGGUCUGAUACAGCGGGGGCUUGACCUUCCGGUUGUGAGGCGGACGUUCUACCAACUGAGCCAAUACAAUGUUAUGGCAAACAUCAAAGUUCAUCUCUAGUAUGUAGUUGCGAAAUUAAUAUUGUUCUCAUACUGUAUUCCUUUCCCCGCAAGAUCCUUGAUGUAAAAGAAAUUUGGUAGGACCCUGAUUUCAUGGAGUGGUGUUAUCCCGUAGAGGAAACCUUUCAUUGUUUUAAGUCAAUGUACAGCCAAGGGCACGUUGCAUGAAACUUUUGCCAUAAAAAACUCAGGGGAAUUUUUUGCCAGAGUUAUUUAAUGUGUAAUUUUCAGUGGCACAAUUUUGUUUGCCAGAGUUUUUUUAUGGCAAAAGUUUUAUGCAACGGGCCCCGUGACAUUGUCUGACAAUGAGUUUGAGUCAUCCAAUCAAUAUCAACUAUGUGGUAACAUGGAAUCCUUGCUUUUGAUUGGCUGUUGCAUAUGGUUGCCAUGGAAGUUACCACUGAACGGUUAAGUUACCAUAACAAAUUUUAUGCAAUGUGCCCCAGGUCUACUAUCUUUUUCCUGGCCAAUCAAAAGCAAGGAUUCCAUGUUACCACAGACUGUAUGGCAAGUUACCAAUAUCAGUAUCUUUUAUGCAACAAGUCCUAGCAUAAUCUUACCUCAUAUCUUUAUUCAUCUUGAAAGGGGAAAGAAAGCUGCACACAAUCUUAAUUUUGCCUGUCUUACUACUGACCAACUAAAAAUGAUAACUUUGGUGAUGUACUGUAGUUAGAUCUUGCCAAAAUUGGCUUUGAUGUUUCUCUAGUCUUACUGUGCAAAAUCAGUUAUGCAUGUUGCUAUUAUUUUAAUUGGUGUUUUGAUCAUGAGGCUGUCAUUUAUUUAUGCAGAUAUAACCAUAUUAUUGGUUCAUGAAAUAUAUGCACCCUUUGUUUUUUGGUUUCAAAAUGAUUUUCUUACUUUUUAGUUACUUCAUGCAAGUACCGUUUAUUUUAGCCUCCUGAUUUUUUUUAUCAUACAGUACUAUGAUUUUCUCUAUAACUAAUGAAAACACGGAUGAAUCAGGUUAAAACUGCUAGGUUUCUAUUUAUAUUAUAAAAUCUGUCAGAUAUCUAAAUAUGCUAAAACUUUACACUGUAUACUACACUUCAGGCUUGUAUAUAUUUUUUACCAGUGAGUUUCUAUUCAAAUAAUUAUUUUUCAAAUUAUUUGGAAGAUCAUGCUUAUCUAUACAGGAGUUUGUGUAUUAAUUUUUUGUAAUGGAUCUAUUCAAAUUUCAUCACAGGGUGCGAAGCAUUAUUUCAAACCAGGUUUAAAAAAAAAUUACAUUUUUAUUUUCUGGGAAAAGUAAAAACUGAAAUACGUAGAAGUAAUGAAUUUAAACGUAGCUACAAAUUCUGUAUGGUACCCAAUUGUCACUGUGCAAUGAAAAAAAGAAGAAAAGAAAGAAAAGAAACAUGGAAGUUGGUGCAGGAGGUAAUGUUUGGAUUGGAGACCAUGUUGAUUAAUAGGGCUUAGCGGGUGUUGCAAGAAUAUAUUUGCAAUCAAUUGCAAAUUUACAAGUGAUGGAUUAAUUUCAACAAUUAGAAACCUGUAGAUGAAUUUAUUUUUGAUGAUCCAUGAAGCAGACAAGCAAUUAAUCUUAUUAAUUUGUUGGAUUAAAAGACGUCUUUUAAUUGAUUUUAAGACCUAACAUUGAUUGCAAGGUUUUUGCAACACCCGAUUAGGCAUACUGUUAUGGAUUAUGAUCUAGAUUGAUGUCUUUAUUACUUUCAAUUCAUUUCAAUUUGUAGUGUAUUUGUAGUUAUUCUAUUAAUAGAAUUGUCUUAAUUCUUAUUACUUUGAUGAGAAAAAAAUAUUUGUGCAUAUUUUUUUUUGUCUGCUAUUAUGCCUAUGUGUUUACACAUGUAUGUGUAUGUAAAUUUGGAACUGUAUCUGUAUUCAUUUAUGGAGGUUGAUUUUUUUAUGUAGUAAAUGAUGCAUGGAAAUGGUGAUGAAAAUAAUGGCAAAUCAAAUGCAAAUUUGAUCAUUGUAUAAGAUCAAGUUUUAGGGUACAUCAACAAAAAGCUGAUCUAAGUUUUAGCUGCCAUAUUUAGCUGGGAUCCCGCUGUGUCUUUUUCAGUUUCUAAUCCUCCAGUUUUUCCAAAGGAAAUAAAACCCUCUUGGUUCUUUAUACUCUGUAUAUGUACUUAAAAAGUAAACAUUAAAUAAUGAAUAUUUUUAUGACAAAACAGUUGUGUAACUUCUGAACUUGGUUUCCAUGGCGAAGAAGAAAAGUGUA